UGUUGCGGGAAUUGUGUUUUAUAAAUUACGCUAAGUGCUCCGACUGACUUCAGCUGUGUAACGUUAGCCGUUAGCUCGGUAACGUUGUUGUUGGGUCGGUUGUCUCCUGCAGUAUAAAGCAGCAAUAGUGUUCAAUAGUUACAUUUUGAUUUUACACAUUGUUUGCUCUGUGUAUCUGUCUGAGCUUUAUUGUUGUAGUUAGCUACCACAGCCUAUUUUAGAGCGGAAGCUGAACCCGUGAAGGACACACUGUUUUCUAAUCUGUAACGUUAUUUGUCAGGUCUUACCCGAUCUGUGUUUACUUUCUUCAGAUGCUCUCUGUUAUAUUUAGAAGAAGCACCUUUGCAGCCCAGAAGGUAUGGCAUUGGGCAGGUCCUCCAAAAGGAUGCUGGACAUCAGCCCUGAGCCGAGCCUCUGCUGGUGGAUCCAGCUCCCUGCAGACCUGCUGGGCCUCAACAACAAGAAUGCCAUUUUCAGAAAGAGACAACGGACGAGUAAAACCUCCAGCUGUCCUCGGUUGCAGGAGGAUUGAGCUCUUCCAGAGGACCCAGACUCAUGCAGCUCCAUGUUUAGUGAAGAACCAGCACUUCCACUCCUCUGCCGUGAGGCUGAAAAAGAGACCACAGCUUGAAGCUCCCAGAGAGCUGGAUCUGCUGCGCUAUGACAUGAAGGCCUUGUGGCAAAGUCCCAAACCUGCCCUGUACCUGGGGUUUGCAGGGCUGCUUCCCUUUGUCGCCCCCACUCUGCUCAUGGCUGUGACUGAGUGCUAUUUUCCAGAGGUAGCCUUUGCUCAGUUAGCUUACGGCGCCUCCAUCGUUUCCUUCCUGGGUGGAGCUCGCUGGGGAUUCACUCUUCCUGAGAGCAGCCCAGCCAAACCUGACUGGAUAAAUCUGGCCAAUAGUGUGGUUCCCCCCUUGUUAGCAUGGGUGUCCAUGUUGAUGAGCGACAACAUUGUUUCUGCAACCGCCAUGGUUAUCAUUGCACUAGGAAUCUCUCUGCAUUAUGAUCUGGCUUUGCUGCCCACUUACCCCAACUGGUUCAAAGCUCUGCGCGCCAUCCUGACCAUUGUGGCAUCUUUUUCUCUACUUGGUACACUCAUAAUUAAUGGAACAUACCCAGAAAAGAAGCUAUUCUCAGAUUAAAUAGUAUAAAAAUAUAUAAAACUGUUAAACAACCAUGUUUUUAUUUGAUCAUGUCAUAUUUCAAUAUGAUGUUGUUCAUCAGGUCCUUACUUUAAAGCCUCUGUGUAGAAGUUGUGUAUGUUAGUGUACCAAAUACUAAAUCUAAUUAUUCUGAUGAAAUAAAAAACGAAUGUUUUAGGCUACCACUAGGAGUCGCCCAAAUCAGGAAAUGUCAAAUGCCACACAUCAAAAUAGACUGAUAAUGUGGAAGUUCUUACUCAAUGAAUGUCAAAUAAAUUCACUUUUGUCAUUCAA
Messenger RNA from Cottoperca gobio, 1436 nucleotides. Its product is annotated as transmembrane protein 69-like. The transcript has 3 exons. The coding region runs from base 312 to 1142 and encodes 276 amino acids. Lineage: Eukaryota; Metazoa; Chordata; Actinopteri; Perciformes; Bovichtidae. The record is from RefSeq and is a predicted model, not a curated record.